CAGACGGCCGGAUGAUGGCGAAGGGAAAAGUGCUAUGGUUAUCUGUUCUCCUCCUUGGAUCGGCGCUCUCGCAGCCGCUGCCGGAACCGCAGUUGGACCAGCCCUGCCCUUGUUCGGAGCCCUGUCCCGGCCCGUGUCCGAGCUGUCCCAGCCCGUGUGACGGUGGCGUGAUCAACGUCGCCCCCUGCAACCCUUGCGGCCGGCAGGUCAACUACGCUUAUGGACAGUCACAGCCAGGAAUAAUAACCGUCAGGCCAGGCCAGAUCCGGUUUCCUCAGCAGCCGCCCAUAGUCGUCCGCCCGGGCCCCAUCUCGCUGCCGCGCCCACAGCCGAUCUGGGUGAAGCCCCGGCCAGUCUAUCCCCCUGCCCCUGCACCUAUCACCGUCAGGCCCCCGCCGGUGCAGCCGCCGCUACAGCCCCCAUUCACCGUGAGGGUGCCGCCGGUGAUGCCGCCUGUGCUGCCCCCGAUUUGGGUCAGACCUCAGCCGGUGCCUGUGCCUUGCCCUAGCCCCAUCAAGGUCAUCCCAAGCCCAGUUCAACCGCCACUACCAACACCAUUAGUCAUCGUUCCUCCAAGAGUCUUAGUACCCAGUCCCCCCACCAUCGUCUUCCAGCCUGACCCUCCCCAGAUCUUCAGGACCAUAGGCUGCGCUGACGUGAGGUCACUACGGAAUCCAAGUCGUAGUCCGAGCCCUUGGUUCCCUUCACAAAGUCCGUCACCCUGCCCUCAACCUUGGUUCCCCUCUCCUAGCCCGUCACCCUGCCCUGAUCCUUGGUUCCCUUCCCCUAGCCCCUGCCCCCUACCUAGCCCGUCCCCCUACCCCCUUCCUAGCCCGUGCCCCUGCCCAUCACCUUGCCCGUGCAUGAACUAAGUUAAAAGACUACAACAUUUACUAAAAAGACGUUCCAACAUCGAAAUAUUUCUAAAGCUUUUACAAGUUCUUUACAAGGCGUUUGUUAAUUGCUUUAUAACACAAUGAAUGCCAAAUUCAGCGCAAACAAGUGCGGUUCAGGAAUUUAAAUUCAGUUAUAUUUCGUACCUUAUCACAUUGACAAUAUUUGGUCCAUAGAUACUUUAAUAUUGAUUGUCACUGUGUCAAGGUACGAAAUGGUUCAGCAUUUUAAAUUCUUUGGCUGUACCAUCUUCUCCACUCUCUAGAGUACUUAUAUCCUGCGUUCUGUAUGGUAUCUGGAUACAUCAACUGCAAGAUUAUAUAGUGGAUUUAGGAGUAGAUACUUCCAUUGGUGCAAUUGGACCUAAAUUAUUUUAAAGUUGUCUACAGGGAUCAACUAAAAGCUACUUGCAAUGCAUCAGUACCUUCGCCGAAGUUUGAUAAAUGUUUGAAAUUGUAUUCUAUAUAUAUUAAGUUGUAACAGGGUAUAUUUAAAUAUUGUAUUAUAUAUAUUUGUAUAUAUUAAUUUAAGGCUACUUUUGUAAGUGUGAAUGCAAUUGAAUAAAUUACGGGUAUAAGCAGCAUAAUA
Messenger RNA from Cydia splendana, 1482 nucleotides. RefSeq lists its product as uncharacterized. Lineage: Eukaryota; Metazoa; Arthropoda; Insecta; Lepidoptera; Tortricidae. The transcript has 5 exons. The record is from RefSeq and is a predicted model, not a curated record. The coding region runs from base 12 to 872 and encodes 286 amino acids.